AUGGCUGACAACAACAACAUCCCAAGUGCUGAUCCCUUCCUCCUGCAACACCUGAUCGACGAGUCCACCCGUGACGGGGCGAAUCGUCAUCGACAGGGGGGAAAUCGGCAUACCCCCACCGGGCAAAGAAGGCCCGGGCAUGAAACCUCACCACCCAGGAGGCAGCAGAUCCAUAGCAUCCAGCAACUGCAGGGCCUCCAACAGGUUCAGAACGUUGACCAAGUCCCUCCCGAAGGACACGUUCAGAACGGGGAGGACGGGCAGCACCGAACUCACAAUGGGCCAGAACAUGCCCAGAAUGUGAAUGAAGCCGACACUAGAGACGGGCAGGCUGCUUCCUCAUUCACACACACCUCCGAAAGGCGGAGAGCCCGUCAUGGAGAAGAAGAGGAGCCGCUCAACAUUCCCGAGGACGCCGACCCCAUCACCGUCCGCCUGCUCAAAGAAAUACAGAUGACAAACAGCCUCCUCCGAAUUCAAGACGACCGAAUUCACGAGCUGGAAAGGCAGAGACGACGCCGGAAGCACUACCGGUCACGCUCCUAUUCCUCCUCGCGCUCACCGCCGAGGAGAUACCGCCGGCGUUCCCCAUCCUCUUCACGAUCCCCACCGAGAAGAUAUCGCCGCCGGAGGACACGUUCCCGCUCUCCGCCAAGAAAGAACAGGAAGAACCAGAGGCCUGAAACCACCGAACAAAGAAGCCCCUCCCCCGAACAGGACCGUCGGGGCCCUUCCAAAGUUGCGCCGGACGACAACCAAGGAAAACCCCGGCGAGACAGGCACUACAAUUCACCAGGACCAAGUGACGAAGAGGACUUCCGCAGCCCUUUGUCCGGGAAACAACAAACAACAACAGCAACUCGCUCUCUCCCUUUCUCUUACUCGUUUUCUCUCUCGGUUAAACAAACAAGGAUGCUCAUGCUGAGUGAAACGAGUGAACAGAGACGUUGUGCUGCGAUUAGUGUGAGCUGCGGUGUAGUUGAUGGCUUCGAUGCGAUUCAGUGUUGGUUCUGUGAUGUAAAUGAAGCUGAUGGAAAGUUAUUUGGUAAAUGA
Messenger RNA from Vicia villosa (hairy vetch), 1053 nucleotides. RefSeq lists its product as uncharacterized. The transcript has 3 exons. The coding region runs from base 1 to 1053 and encodes 350 amino acids. NCBI's taxonomy places the organism in Eukaryota, Viridiplantae, Streptophyta, Magnoliopsida, Fabales, Fabaceae. The record is from RefSeq and is a predicted model, not a curated record.